UGAGCCCCAUCGAUGCUGGGACUCGCCGCGCGGGUCCCCAGCUCCGGCGCGGUGGUCGCGACGGUACCCGGAGUCGCAGGGAGUCGCCUCUGGAGAGGGACUCGGCGCCCAGCGGGGACUGCAGGCGAUGACUCAGGAUGCAGCAAGGGGCCACGACAUGCACGGAGGACCGCAUCCAGCACGCCCUGGAGCGCUGCUUGCAUGGGCUCAGCCUCAGCCGCCGCUCCACCUCCUGGUCAGCUGGGUUGUGUCUGAACUGCUGGAGCCUGCAAGAGCUGGUGAGCAGGGACCCGGGCCACUUCCUUAUCCUCCUGGAGCAGAUCCUGCAGAAGACCCGAGAGGUCCAAGAGAAGGGCACCUAUGACCUCCUGGCCCCCCUAGCCCUGCUGUUCUACUCCACUCUCCUCUGUACACCACACUUCCCGCCAGACUCAGACCUCCUUCUGAAAGCAUCCAGAACCUACCACCGAUUCCUGACCUGGCCCGUUCCUUACUGCAGCAUCUGCCAGGAACUGCUCACCUUCAUCGAUGCUGAACUGAAGGCCCCAGGAAUCUCCUACCAGCGCCUGGUGAGGGCCGAGCAGGGCCUGUCCACUAGGAGUCACCGCAGCUCCACUGUCACUGUGCUCUUGCUGAACCCAUUGGAGGUGCAGGCCGAGUUCCUUGCCGUGGCCAACCAGCUGAGCACGCCCGGGCCCUCGCCGCACAGCACCUACACCACCCUGCUCCUGCACGCCUUCCAGGCCACCUUUGGGCCCCACUGCGACCUGCCGGGUUUGCACUGCAGGCUGCAGUCCAAGACCCUGGCCGAGCUUGAGGACAUCUUCACGGAGACGGCAGAGGCCCAGGAACUGGCAUCCGGCAUCGGGGAUGCUGCCGAGGCCCGCCAGUGGCUCAGGACCAAGCUGCAGGCAGUGGGAGAGAAAGCCGGCUUCCCUGGUGUCCUAGACACCGCCAAACCCGGCAAGCUGCGCACCAUCCCCAUGCCCGUGGCCAGGUGCUACACCUACAGCUGGAACCAGGACAGCUUCGACAUCCUGCAGGAAAUCCUGCUGAAGGAACAAGAGCUGCUCCAACCGGGCAUCCUAGGGGACGACGAGGAUGAGGACGGGGAGGAGGAGGAUGAGGAUGAGGACGAGGAGGAGGAGGACUUGGACAGCGACAGGCACUCUGCCGAGAGGGACUCUCUGCUCUCCACCAGCUCCGCAGCCUCCCGCGACUCCACCCUGUCCCUUGCCUCGUCCCAGGCCUCAGGACCCACCCUCCACCGCCAGCUGCUGACCUCCUUCGUGUCGGGCCUGUCGGACGGCAUGGACAGUGGCUACGUGGAGGACAGUGAGGAGAGCUCCUUCGAGAGGCCCAAAAGGCCUGGCAGCCAAGAACGCCGGGGCCACCGCAGGUCCGGACAGAAGUUCAACAGGAUCUAUAAACUCUUCAAGAGCACCAGCCAGCUCGUGCUUCGGAGGGACUCCCGGGCCCUGGAGGGCUGCCCGGACAGCGCCCUGCCCCUGCGGCGGGCCGGCAGCCUCUGUAGCCCCGUCAGCCCCCUGGACGGCCCGAGGCCCGCCUCCCGGGCCCAGCGCUCACGCUCCCUGCCCCAGGCAAAGCUCAGCCCCCCGCUGCCCGGCUGGCUCCUGGCCCCCGCCUCCCGCCACCAGCGCCGCCGCCCCUUCCUGAGCGGGGACGAGGACCCCAAGGCCUCCACGUUGCGAGUCGUGGUCUUCGGCUCCGAUCGGAUCUCGGGGAAGGUGGCCCGGGCAUACAGCAAACUGCGGCGGCUGGAGAGCAACCGUCCGCUCCUCACACGGUUCUUCAAGCUCCAAUUCUUCUAUGUGCCCGUGAAGCGGAGCCAAGGAACUGGUGGCUGCACCAGCCCAGCUUCUCCAUGCCAGACGUCCUCCCUCCCCGCAGACUCCCCGAGGCACCCCAGCCCUGCGGAGCUGGGCACAGCCCCCUGGGGCGAGAGCACCAACGACAUCUCCCACUACCUCGGCAUGCUCGACCCCUGGUAUGAGCGCAACGUGCUGGGCCUCAUGCACCUGCCCCCUGAAGUCCUGUGCCAGCAGUCUCUGAAGGCGGAGUCCCGGCCCCUGGAGGGCUCCCCUGCCCAGCUGCCCAUCCUGGCCGACAUGCUGCUCUAUUACUGCCGCUUUGCUGCCCGCCCGGUGCUGCUACAGGUCUAUCAGACCGAGCUGACCUUCAUCACCGGGGAGAAGACGACAGAGAUCUUCAUCCACUCCCUGGAGCUGGGUCACUCUGCUGCCACGCGUGCCAUCAAGGCUUCAGGUCCUGGCAGCAAGCGGCUGGGCAUUGACGGUGACCGGGAGGCUGUCCCGCUAACACUACAGAUUAUCUACAGCAAGGGGGCCAUCAGCGGACGCAGUCGCUGGAGCAACAUGGAGAAGGUCUGCACCUCUGUCAACCUCAGCAAGGCCUGCCGGCAGCAGGAGGAGUUAGACUCGAGCACAGAGGCCCUGAUGCUGAACCUGACAGAAGUGGUGAAAAGGCAGAACCCUAAAUCUAAGAAGGGCUUCAACCAGAUUACCACGUCACAGGUCAAAGUGGACAAGGUGCAGAUCAUCGGCUCUAACACCUGCCCCUUUGCUGUGUGCCUGGACCAGGACGAGCGGAAGAUCCUGCAGAGUGUGGUCAGGUGCGAGGUCUCGCCCUGCUACAAGCCCGAGAAGAGCAACCUCUGCCCCCAGCCCCAGAGGCCCUCCCACCCACCGGCGCAGGGGCAGACCACGCCUGACCUCUGCUCCCUGCUCUGUCUGCCCAUCAUGACCUUCAGCGGAGCUCUGCCCUAGCCGUGCGGCACCAGCCUGGACAGGAAGCCCGGGGGCAGCCUUCUCGAGGCUGCCUUUUCCUGGGAGGGCCUGGCUCCUGAUGGACAACUGAAUGGCCCUGUGCUGGGUCAGGAUCCCCGCUGUGGGCUCUGCAGCAGACAGGGGGUUACUGGUGCCUCAGGGCUCUGUUUGGGAAUAAAAACAACAACCAGGCAUUAGGGGGAGGGACUUGUCCAUACAGCCCCUCAGAUUCCUCAGGUAGAGAGGAGAGGGACGAGAGAGCCAAUCUCUGGAGGCCCUGCCCUCUAGAUGGUCUAGGAUCCUCUCUAGAAGGAAGAUCCGAGGCUCUGGUGCUCUGGCGGGUGGAGGGGUUAGGGCUCCCUCUCGACCCUUGGCCAGGCCCUCCCCUUACCUUGUCAGAGACUUGCGGGGUGGGGGGGGGCCUUUGAGUCUGGAGUUGGGUCCCCCUACCUGGGGUUCAGGUAGUAGAAACAUGAGUGUUAUUUUUCUGACCCCAUUGCCGCCCCCUACCCCCUUCUCCAUCUAUCUUUCUCUCUCACAUGCACACUUUCUCUCUCUCAAAUUCCCUGGGUCUUCUAAAGAACAGCACCAACACCUGUUUACUGUCAGGACUCAGAGCAGACUCCUUCUGGAGCCCCUUCCUGGAUCAAGAUUCCUGGAGGAGACAGGACAAGCCUAGAUUCCGUGGCAGCUCAGUGACCUUCUGGCUAAACGGCCAGAAGGAAGUGAAUUAGCGUCUUCAAGCCUCUUUUGUUGAGGGGGGUGAUGAGGUCUCCUUGAAGGGUUGAGACAAGACUGCAGAGCACCUGGCCCAGCACCUCUCUCAGGUGCUCAGGAAAGCUCAGCGGCCUCGCACCCUGAGCACUGAGUCCCCGGUCUGGUGGUGGAGGGGAGGGAAGGCUCUUCAUUGCCUCUUUUCCAAUUUGCUGCUGAGGCAGGACCCAGAUGAGAGGGGAAGGGACGCUCAGCCGUACCCUCUGAAGGAGGAAUUGCCUUGGUCUGGGUAAGGAGAGGGUCCACAGCUGCCCUAGCCUUCACCUCUGCCUAUCCCAGGCUGGCCCGCCUGACCCCACCUCCCAACUCAGUCCAUCACAUGUGGAAUCUUCCAGCCCCAGAGUUCACAGGCACCAUUGCGCCUGGGCAAGUUCCCAGAGGAGCAGAGCGUGGAGAGCUGAUCUCAAGGAGCUCAGAGGCUGAUUGGGGGCAAAUGGCUGAUAGAACACGAGAGCCGAAAAUUAGUAACUGCCAGGUGACACUGGUUUGAGAAUCUGGACGCUGAUGUGUGGGCUGGGGUGGUCGGAUGGAAGCCUGGGCUGGGGUCGGGGUUCGGAGUGGGAGAGGUGGGGAAGUAACCAUGGACGCAGACAGUUAUAUCUGUACAGAACCCCUCCCACUCCUGAUUCAUUUGUGCCAAAGGCUCUGGGCUCAUAGGAGCCCAUGAAGCCCCAGCCCAGCGUACUCAGCACCUGAGAGAAGUGGACAGAGCGGCUUCAUCUCCCCCUGCGCCCAUAUUACCAUCCCUCCCCUGUCCAGACCCCAGACAGUGGUGGGCAAUGCACCUUCAGUGUUUUUUGUCUUAUGAGUCCAUGGUCCUAUGACGUGAUUGACAGAUAUCCAAGAAUAAAUGAGUGGAAUUUAAUAUUAUUGUCAAAUAAAAUUUGAUUUCUCUUGGA
Molecule: messenger RNA, 4480 nt
Organism: Capra hircus (goat)
Lineage: Eukaryota; Metazoa; Chordata; Mammalia; Artiodactyla; Bovidae
Gene: PIK3R5
Product: phosphoinositide-3-kinase regulatory subunit 5
Exons: 19
Coding region: 138-2807 (889 amino acids)
Biological process (GO): G protein-coupled receptor signaling pathway; positive regulation of MAP kinase activity
Cellular component (GO): phosphatidylinositol 3-kinase complex, class IB
Molecular function (GO): 1-phosphatidylinositol-3-kinase regulator activity
Source: RefSeq, a predicted model, not a curated record